UCUUCACGGCCUCAUCGUCUGCAAUUCAUGCGCUGAGUGCUACGACCUAUCCAAAAUUACCGUGAAUUGGAACCUGCAGUGACGUGACUUUGAAUAAGUCAAGUGAUGAUUGUUUUAACCACUUGGUGUACUUGAAUUUAUUGUUUGUAAUCAGCUGCAUUCGCCAGAUCAACCAAAACAAAAAGCGUUUGGAGAAAGUGUUCACGGGCUUCAUAUCAAAGCUGAUCAGAGAUUUUAGCUACAUAAUAUCAUGGUAGAGUGAAUAAAUGAGAAGUGGAUUUCAGACGAUACAGUGUCAAAGGCUCAUCAACAUGGCGAGGCUGCAUUAUCUAUGGUUAGUGCUCUUAGCACUUUUGACUGCGGAGAAUACCAGCGGGCAAUACCAGGCAUAUACCGUACAGGACAUUGCCGAUUUACAGAACACGGUACUGUAUGAAAUGUUCGAUUACUUCUACUUUGCUCAGGAGCAGCAGCUAACAACCGUCUUCGAACGCAUAUCUAACAUCGAGAGUCGAUUACAGGUGGUGAUGGAUGCCUUAGGGCUACAUGAACAAGAAGUACCGGAUGAAGUCGACAUCGUUCGACCAACUGCACCACCAACUCUUCCACCCCGCAGGCCAACUAUACCUGAACCUGAAGUUACAUAUCCACCAUUCAUUCAACCCAAUCGAGGGAAUAGAAAGCCAAGACCUCGACCAACUCCAUCACCUCCACCUCCAAACACGCCUCGACCAAAUCGAAGACAGAAACCAACAAAACGACCUCGACCUACGACGCGUCCUACAACACGCCCGACAACACAACCCACCACAACAGCCCCGACGACAAGGCCAACAACGCAACCGACUACCACACCGCCAACCACUCCCCCACCUGUCCCAAGCACAUGCGCUGAUAUCUACGAGCAGGGCCUGUAUUCUCCAAGCCAAUCCAUGUACUCUGUAGAUCCUUUGCAGAAGUCAAAGUUCGUCUAUGUCAAAUGUGAAUUGGCAGACCAACCGGACGGAACAGAGAGGAUGGUCACCGUUGUUGAACAUACAAAGAUGUCAACGAAGAAGGUUACAGGGUUCGAAGCCCGUGGUGAAUUCAGUCUUCAGCCAGUUUACAAUGCUACCGUCAAGCAACUUCGUGCCUUAUCCGCUGCCUCGGAGUCCUGCUCGCAGUACAUCGAGUACAGAUGUCGAGGAGCGGCAUUGAUGGCUCAACCACCACGAGAGAGUGGGACGUACGGGUUCUGGGUGGACAUCAACGGGGAGGAGGUCGAAUCCUGGGGAGGUGCUCCAGCUAACAGCAGAAUGUGUGCUUGUGGUUUGGAUGGGACCUGUGUGGGUGAAGGCUCCUGUAAUUGUGAUUCCAACUCGAAGACUUUCGUGACGGACGCUGGUCCGAUCUCGGAGAAAGAAAGGCUACCUGUGACGGAUGUCCGGCUGGGGGAUACGGGUGGUAAAAAGGAGACGGGAUAUAUCAAGCUAGGACCUUUAAGGUGCUUGUAAUUAUCAUCAUAGAAACUGUCGAAACAGAACAUAGUUUCAGACCGAAUGCGAAGACGUGAUGGAAACUGUUAUCUUGAGACGCCAGAUAUCUUGUAUAUGGACACAACAAACACAAUGCAUUUGUCCAUGUGUCGGGAGGUCGAAAUAUUAAUUCGUUGGUUAUUUGAAUAGUUUGCAUCAAACGAGCUAAUGACCUAAUAAUAAUUUUGUUUUUUAAAUACACAUUAGUAGUAGUAGGUUUACAAUAUUACGACUAGUUUACUUUAUACUACUCUUAAUUUGAAUAUAGAUUUCUUUGAUAUUGGAUGUGUAUUUGUUGGUGUAGCAAUAUCAUUAAUCAUAUUUAUUCCUG
Molecule: messenger RNA, 1845 nt
Organism: Strongylocentrotus purpuratus (purple sea urchin)
Lineage: Eukaryota; Metazoa; Echinodermata; Echinoidea; Camarodonta; Strongylocentrotidae
Product: microtubule-associated protein RP/EB family member 1
Exons: 1
Coding region: 267-1493 (408 amino acids)
Source: RefSeq, a predicted model, not a curated record